CUGAGAUAAUCAAGAGGACAGACAAAGCAAGAAUGAAGAGUUUACUGAUUCUCAUUGCUUUCUUCAUCAGCUCCAGCGUGGCUCUGAAUUGCCAGCAGGUGGCUGGGAGUCUGAAACAGAUUGAUGCUGGUCUGGGAAUGGUGGUUGGUGUAAACAACAAUUACAACAUCUACAUUCUCUUUGGUGGCAACUGGGUGCAAUUGCCAGGAGCUCUGAAGCAUGUCACUGUUGGCCCGGCUGGGCUGUGGGGAGUGAACAGUGGCAACCAAAUCUACAAAAUGGUGAACGGAAAUUGGGUGCUUGUUUCAGGUUUGCUGCAGCAGAUUGAUGCAGGAGGUGAUGAGUUUGUUGCUGGUGUCAACAUGAAUAAUAAUGUCUACUGCAUGGGGAGGAAUGGUGCCAUGGGAAUUACAAGCAAUCAAUCACCUGCUCCAUGGGAACUACUGCCAGGAGCCCUCAAGUACUACUCUUGUGGCCCCGUUAGCUGCUGGGGUGUCAAUUCAGCCAACCAGAUUUUUAUAAUGAAAUCAGUGACACCCACUACUUGCACCGGCAAAAAGCUGUGGCAGAAUAUCCCAGGCUCCUUGACAAUGAUUGAAGUGAGUGUUGAUGGCAGAGUAUAUGGGGUGAACGGUCAAGGAAAUGUGUACCGCAGGGAUGGAAUUACUGCCAGCAAUCCUGCAGGAACUGUCUGGACUCAGAUGAUGAUAAGUGGAGCAUGCCAGCAUGUGAGCUAUGACCUUGGGCAGUUAUGGGUCAUCAAGAAUGGUGGUAGCAUCUGGACCUGUAGCUGAAACCUUUAAAAUGAUCA
Molecule: messenger RNA, 811 nt
Organism: Erpetoichthys calabaricus (reedfish)
Lineage: Eukaryota; Metazoa; Chordata; Cladistia; Polypteriformes; Polypteridae
Product: fish-egg lectin-like
Exons: 4
Coding region: 33-794 (253 amino acids)
Source: RefSeq, a predicted model, not a curated record